Molecule: messenger RNA, 4936 nt
Organism: Falco peregrinus (peregrine falcon)
Lineage: Eukaryota; Metazoa; Chordata; Aves; Falconiformes; Falconidae
Gene: LRRFIP1
Product: LRR binding FLII interacting protein 1
Exons: 19
Coding region: 70-3525 (1151 amino acids)
Biological process (GO): regulation of transcription by RNA polymerase II
Molecular function (GO): RNA polymerase II cis-regulatory region sequence-specific DNA binding; DNA-binding transcription factor activity, RNA polymerase II-specific
Source: RefSeq, a predicted model, not a curated record
GCCGGCGAGCGGCAGAGGCGGCGGCAGCGGCGGGAGGGCCGGGGCCGGCGGGGAAGAGCGAGGUCCGCCAUGGGGACGCAGGGGACCGGGCGAAAGCGGCUGCCGAACCGGGAGCGCCUGACGGCGGAGGACGAUGCGCUCAACCAGAUCGCCCGUGAGGCUGAAGCAAGACUUGCAGCAAAGCGAGCGGCACGGGCAGAGGCACGGGAGAUCCGAAUGAAAGAACUGGAGAGACAGCAGAAAGAGAUCUAUCAAGUUCAGAAGAAAUAUUAUGGUCUGGAUACUAAAUGGGGAGACAUCGAGCAAUGGAUGGAAGACAGUGAGCGUUAUUCCCGUAGAGCCCGAAGGAAUGCCUCGGCUUCGGAUGAAGAUGAGCGCAUGUCAGUGGGUAGCCGUGGAAGCCUGAGGGCUGGAUUAGAGAAUGAGAGGACCAAAAAGAAGAACUACUCCAAAGCAACCAAUGGUUAUGAGGAAGAUGUGUAUGGAUCAUCCCAGAGUAGAAAAUCUAGCAGGCCCUCCUUGCUGUACAGCGAUGCCCUGCCAGCCAGAAGUUACAGGGCGUCUGUGUAUGACGAGAGCGUUUACAGUGGGAGUCGUCGGUAUAGUGCCUCUAGUUCUCGUGCUCCUUCCGAGUACAGCUGCUACCUUGGUUCAGGAUCUCGGGCAUCUUCAAGAGCCAGCUCUGCUCGGGCCAGUCCAGUGAUUGAGGAAAGGCCAGAAAAAGACUUUGAGAAGGGAGCGCGUACUGUCUCAAGUUUAUCAGCAGCUACCUUAGCUUCUCUGGGUGGGACUUCUUCACGAAGAGGCAGUGGGGAUACAUCCAUCUCAGCUGAUACAGAAGCAUCUAUUAGAGAAAUAAAGGACUCUCUAGCCGAAGUUGAAGAGAAGUAUAAAAAGGCUAUGGUGUCAAAUGCUCAACUAGACAAUGAAAAAACAAAUUUCAUGUACCAAGUAGAUACCCUGAAGGAUGCACUCUUAGAGUUAGAAGAACAGCUGGCAGAAUCCAGGCGGCAAUAUGAAGAAAAAAGUAAAGAAUUUGAGAGGGAGAAGCAUGCUCAUAGCAUAUUGCAGUUUCAGUUCACAGAAAUCAAAGAGGCUUUGAAGCAAAGAGAAGAAAUGCUUGCAGAAAUCCAACAGCUGCAACAGAAACAGCAGAGCUAUGUCAGGGAAAUUUCUGAUCUUCAGGAGACAAUAGAGUGGAAAGACAAAAAAAUAGGGGCAUUAGAGAGGCAGAAAGAUUUCUUUGAUUCCAUAAGGAGUGAGCGGGAUGACCUUAGAGAUGAAGUGGUUGUGCUGAAGGAGCAACUGAAGAAACAUGGAAUAAUCCCAGACUCUGACAUAGCCACCAACGGGGAGACGUCAGACAUUCCUGAUAAUGAAGGACACUUGGAUUCUUCCAAGACUGUUCCAGGCACAACUCAGGCAUUAAAGGCAGGAGGAGAUGGGACGCUAGGCAAAGCCAAUGAAGUGGACAUGAAAAAUGAGAUUUUGGAGGAUGUGGGGAAAAGAGAAAUCUUGCAGAAUACUGAGCAUGAGGAACACAGAGAGGAGUCUGAGGAGCAGGAAGUACAGACAUUGCAUGCUGAUGAAAAUGCAAAGGCAGAAAAAAUGGUUGAAGAAUGUGAUGCCUUGUCAACAGUGAUGUUAUCAGACAGUAGGUGUACAGAACAAAUUGUAAGCCUUACUGAACGUGUAUCAGGGAGCACUUCUUCAAAUGGUGAUAGUGACACAGAUGAUUUGAGAAAGGUCCAGCAGCCUGUUAGUAUGGAGGCUGAACACUGUGACUUAAAUGCAAGGAUAAAUCAGAACUCUGAUCUGGGUGCUCUGCAAGUUCAUCGGAUUUUUGAGACUCCUCAGGAAAUGCAUGGUGACUUCAGUACAGAGCAUGAACUGGAAUACGCUGCACCCAAACAGGAAGAACAAGAGGAUCUUAAAACUAGGUGUGCCUUGAGUGAUAAUGAAAUGGAUCAAGAAGCUGACAUUACAAGUGAGAGCUGUGAGCUGGUUUCUGACCAGGCAGGGCUACCAGAGAUUACACUAGCAGGCAUGCUUAGCAAAGAGGUAAAUGUGGAGAGUCACACUGAAGAACUCCAGCAUUCAGAAGAAAGUGCUGAAAACAAGGUUACAAAUGUCUUGGAGGAAAAACUUGCUGAAAGCAAAGGCUGCACUGAUGCAAGAACCGAUGAAACGGCAGGUUAUAGAGCUGAAGAAGAAAAUGAGGUUGGAAACGCAGCUCAGAUUCAGACAAGGGAAACAGAGUCUGUGGGUUUGGAGGAGACACGACGAUGUGAAAGUGGUGUCCCAGCAGAUACAACUGAAAAGGAAGGUGGAGGAUAUCAGGCACAUAUCCAACCAGUUUUUUCAGAGGACAGUUCUUCAGCAUCAUCAGAGGAACAAAACAUGCAAAAUAAAACUGAGCUUGAAAAUGCUACGGCUAAAAUGGACAGACAGAAGGCAGUAUUAGUAAAAGAGUUAGAGAUGUGUUCAGAUUCUGCAGGAACAGGUAGGCAAGAUAAGGCAUCUGUGGAGGCUGUAGGCUGUAUUACUGAGGGAAAAGAAAGUGUGCUGCAGCAGGCAGAGCCAGACACAGACGUUGUGAAGGAGGCGAUGGCUCAGGAAACCAGUUUAGACCCAAGUCUUUUAGAUGACAAAAUUAAGAAGUCAGAAUUGGAAACAGGGGAUGAGUCUGGGAAGGAAAAGGGAAGUAGGAGAGAAUGGGUAGAAGAUUUAAAGCCAGAGGUAGAAGUUCAAACAGUUCAGUGUAAUGAAGAAACAAUGGGGGAUACAGUGGGAGAGAAAAAUACCCCUUUAGACCACGAAGUGCAGAAUGUAGUUAAACAAGAGGAAGGUGAAUCCAAAGAGGAGUCAGCUGUAGUUGUUAGUGUAACUGCUGAAAACAAAGUUGAUAAAGAAACACUGGAAGAAAAUGAGCAAGACUUAAAGCUUGCAGGCCACCAUGGUGGUGGAUUUGUUUCUGAGGAAGGUGCAGAUAAUUCCCUGGCACAGAAAGCAGAGCAGGAUGAAAAUGUUAGUGAAAAAGUUGAACUGGAGGGUCAAGCAGAGGAAGGACUGGAAGAUGAUGGUGAUGCAUUUGAUUUUGAUGAGGAGUCAAAACAGAUACUAGAAACUGGUGAAAAAUGUGAUGGAGAGAAAGCUGAUACACAGAAAGAAGAGGGUGGUGGAGCAAAUGGUGCUGUUGGAAAAAUUGCCCAAACAGGUGAAGCUGGAGAAGGAACAAACAAAAUAGAAACUGAAGAUGACAGCUUGCAGCAUAAAGAAGGAGAUGAGCUUGAAGAAACAGGGCUCUUGCAAGGGGAAUCAUCAUGGAAAACUGAUGAGAAGACUGAUGUGAUGGAAGAUGAAAUCAAAUCAUCAAACUCUACUAAAGUGGGAAAAAUACCAGAUGAAAAAGUUUUGGAACAGGAUUUGGAAAGUGCUGACAAUAACAAGGAUGAAAGCAAGGAGGAUUUGCAGGGUGGUAGAAGGGGUAAGGGUAAAUCCAGAGAUGACUGUACAAUAUCAUAAGUUCAAAGUCUCAAGACUACAUGAGUUAUAUGCCAUUUGAUCAGCCCCAGUACAGAAGCAUGCACUUUGCACAAUACAUCAGACCUUAGGAAUACGCUUAAAGUUUUGUCUUUAUAGGUAACUCUCAUCAUAAUACAACGUUAUAUGAAGUGGUAAUUAUGCAAGUAUUAAAUUAUUCACUGACAUACCUAGCCAUAAGUAAUCGUGCAUGGGUUUGGUUUGCUGUUUCUCAGGUUAAAAGUUUUAUCACCAAAAGAGCAAGCUUUGCAAAUCAACUAUUCAGACUGUCUUGCAAUUAAAGUACUUUUAGUGUGGAUAACUGCUGCUGAGGAAUUUCUAUAGGAAAUUAUAUUUUUGUCUAGCCUAGAUGAUAGGUGUCUUGAAUGUACUUAUGUGCAUUGGACCUUUGAACUUAUAUGCAUACUUCUGCGUACUUACAUGCAUUAGGUCUACAGGAAGCACAUUAACACUUCAUGAAGGAACUCGGUAGAUCAGCAACACUGAUCUGAUGUUGAAACUUCUUUCUGCAUUAUUAAAGCCUUGGAACCAAUUUAUUUUUUACUGUGGAAAAGAUACUCUUAUUUCACUUGGUGUGUAUUUCUAAUAUGGUCAUAUUCCAAAGUAUAGUUAGAUCACUGUGAAUCUGCAUAGUCUAAACACUUUGGAAGAACAGUUUGAGGAAAAUGUAACAUACAGGUCUUAGUUUGCUGAAAGGAAUGAAUAUAUACGUGUUUACUUCUAGGCACUUUGUACCACAAUAGGCCUUUUGCACCAUGUCUCACAUGGGUUUAUUUUUUCUGAAGAAAGUGUCAAUAUACACUGUAAUGUGUACUUCAACUUGCUAUCAAGUACUGCCUAGCUAUGAAUAUAUUAAAUAUCUAUUUUUCCAAGUAUAUUUUUGUUUAAAGUUGCAUUUCCUUACUGCAUUGUAUUUUUUUUGAAAACUAUGAUUCUGAAAGAAUGUUUUUGUCUCUGAAAAAUUCUUACCUCUUCCUUUCUGGAAAGAAGAUGACUUUGCAUGUCUUAAUUCUUGUUGGAUAUUGGACCAAAGACGAUUGUUGUGUAUACUAGCCCCCAUGCCUUUUUGAAAAGCUGGAUUGCUUUGAAUUACUGGUAUUGAUUAGACCCUUUGAUACCAUUGGUGUAUAUUUUUUCUUGCAUCAUUGAUAGUGUUCGGGAUGCGUAUUUUAAGUAUGCAUAUUUUGCAUACUUAAAACAAGGUUAAAUGAAUUUUUUAAGCAAUGAAUGUCCCAGGGAAAUGGGGAUUGAGGAGCUGGGGAGGGGGCUAUGGAAGGCUGUACUUUGUGUUGAUGUUACACAGUUGAUGAAGCACAGACUGCAAAAUUUCAAGAUGUAUAUCAAAAUGUACUGAGCUGUAUAUAAUUGAAAUAAACAUAUUUUAUACUUUCAA